Messenger RNA from Enterobius vermicularis (human pinworm), 2217 nucleotides. Lineage: Eukaryota; Metazoa; Nematoda; Chromadorea; Rhabditida; Oxyuridae. The record is from the annotation of a GenBank genome assembly.
AUGAAAUGUCAACAUAGCGGCAGUAACUUAGUCGAUGUCACCAGUACAAAAAAAGAGUCUGAGCUUUCAUCAAUAUCUUACAUCGUUGGAUCGUCUGACUUGACAGCAAUGGUGGAUGAAGGAGAAACUGAUGUAUUACAUCUGUAUAACUCUGCAACUAUCAAUUUGUCUUACCAUUCUGCUUCAUUAGUCUAUUUGCAAAAUCCAUCUGUAGUUUCUAUUAUAACGCCAUUAAAGUACGAUUUAACUCUACAGGUUCCAGUUAACAGUGAUGAGCACACAGGCGAUCCGUCAUUUAUUGGCUCAUUAACUUUUGAAUUCCAACUUAAUCACUUGGCUGAACAUUCCAAAUAUUCUUAUACAUAUGUGAGUCAACCAGCUAUGCCAUCUAGACCGUCAUUUCCAAUUUCUGAAGUGUCUAUGAAUGCCAUCAGCAAUGACGAACAGAAUCCAGUGUCUGGAACCAAUCGACAAGAUGCCAACAACAUUUCUCGAAAUAUUACAUUUGAUACCCUAAUUACUGAGACUAGAUUUGGUGCGGCAGGGCUGCCAAAUUUCGAAUUUACUCAAGACCGUAGUCUGGAAGUAAACAGUGUUACUGGAAGUUCUGUUUACGUAACGCCAUCAAAUGGAUCUGUAAAGUUAAGCGCAAGAAACUUAACACAUUUUGAAAACGUUACAUUAAGUUCUAACUCUGAAAAGUUUACUAUUAUCGGAAUAAGAUCUGACGAAAAUGAUGUAGAAUUUAUAACGGAUAGACAGUUACCGUCUGGACGAUAUAUAUUGCAUAUCGAGCAGUAUAUGGGCAAAUUCGAGAAUUCGACUGGUUUAUAUUUUCGAAUUGAUCCAAUCGGAUUUGUCGGCCGUGGAGAACGGAGUACACCAGAACCUGUUGAUGACCUCUGGAUGAGUACCAGUUGCUUGGUGGAUGUUGGCAAUACAACAAUUGCCAUAAUUGACGAAUUGUUAACUGAAGAUCUGGGUCUACCAAAACUAGAUUUUAUUUUAAUUCCAGAAAUUGAUGGAGUGGUACAAAAUUAUGGAACGAUAAUUUUUGGAGAAAAUAUUCUAUUAAACUCCGAUGAAGCAAAUAUGAUGUUUACGGUGGCAAAACAGUUAUCACACCUAUGGAUCAGCGGCUUAAGCAGUAUUGCAGCAAUGCGAGAAUAUUGCUUUAUGGAGGAUUUGUCCGGCUAUAUUGCAAUGAAAGCGCUACGACAGAUGACGCAAAACGAUGAGCGAUACGCAACGUUCCGAAUGGCUCAUUAUGUAAAGAUUCAACUGGCUGAGAACUAUAUCUCGUCUAGUGAAUCUCUUACACUACCGUCACAAAUUGAGCCCGAAGUGAUGAAAUGGCGUUGCAAUUUGAAAGGAAUCCUAAUGGUAGAAUCUAUUGAAUCCAUCAUUGGGGAAGAGGCUAUGUUAGGUCAUAUCCGAACCAUCCUAAGAUCACAACGUUUUGCCACAUUUUCACUCGACGACUUCUUGUCUCUUUUGAGAGGUUACAUUGUUGACGGAGGAAUAAAUCUUGCUCAGACAUACGACUUUUGGCAGAAAAAUGGCGGCUUUCCAGCAGUGUCGGCCACAUUGACUAACGAUACAAUGCGACUGAUACAGUUAAACCGCGGUAGACUGGCCAAACUUGGCAGUUUUACCUGGGUACAGAUGCCUGUCUGGCCUUUACGUUUAACACUAAGUUCUGCACCAUCUCCACUUUACUUUAUGACCACGGAAGGGCUAGACCUCGCUCCAAUGCCCCGACAAACUGUUUCAAUGAUCAACCUUGGUUUUAAACAUUUCUAUCGUGUUGACUAUGAUAUGAAUGUUUGGGCUCAAAUUCAAGACUUAAUGAGAAGUAACCCAGAUUAUUUCUCACAGCAAGCGAGAAUGCAACUGAUUAGUGAUUUCUGCUAUUUCCAUUCUCAGGGUAUGCAUGAUGAGGGAGAUGAUGCUGAAAGACUUCGAGAGGGCUGGGUAACUUUAAUUAGAGACCAACCGACUAAAUUUGAUCUAUGUGAAUGGUAUAUAUACGGUUGUGAAGCCGGUAAUCAUAGGACACCAGCAGCAAUGAGAGAUAUAAAAGAUAGGCUAUGGAGGAUGGAAGCUGAAAUUCGGGAAGCGUUUCAGGAUAGCCAAAAGUAUGCGUGUGGGAUUGGCUCGGCGGGUACGGUGGCCAAUAAAAUUUGCGAUAUUGUCUACGGUACCGACUGUCUGUGA